AUGCAUCCCCUCGAUUUUUCUGAUUUGCAAAACUACAUACAAUAUAUUCCGUACAACACCAACCCAGGCGCCUUGUGCGAGGAGUCAAAUACAAAUGGCGACCCGGCCCCUUUGGAAGCCGCAGAUACCCCUUUGACUGGGUCACCUAGCAUUCAUCAUCAACCCUCCAGGCUCCGUUUAGACCCAGAGGUGCUGGCUAGCAUCAAACGGCUUAUUGAAGAGGUGGAAGAAGAAAUGGGUGUAAACUAUCUCGACUUGGUUAAGGUGCCAGAGGCGAGUGGCGCAGGCAUCUACAAUGGCUGGACAUCAACCUCCCAGUCUGUCCCCGAGGAUUUGUAUGAUGCUCAUACUAUAUGUGAUGCACCGUCAUUGUAUAACAGGACUGAAUAUGCGGUACCGCCCCCAGCGGCAGUACCUACACACAUGAGCUCCUUACCGGAGCUAAUCAACUCUCGGGAUGCAACUUUGUUACGCAGUCGGCAUGAUGUUAAACCGACAUCAUCACCUUUAAUGCCUGCAAUGGGACAGCCAGGUCCGUCUCGUUGGCACCAAGAGCAAUUCGACCCGUCGUCGAUUGACUGGAGUGUGUGGCAGGAGCACGAUAUGGCGGCACCACCUGCAAAUUGUGGGGAUUCAGAAAGCAAGGGCCUUCCUGCCCACAAUGCAGUACUCGAUGUCGUCAACAGUACUUCUUAUCAUACGGAUAACGGGACGAACCUCCCGCUUGACCACGAUACGGCGCUCGUCCUCAACGCGAAUGGUGAUGAAAUACUGAGAAAGAGCUUCACUUUCAGAUCAUCAUCUCCGACUCCCUACGGGAGGACCGCUGAUGCCGCCCAGUAUCAGGGCAUGUUUUCCGACCAUGCUCAGCCAUGGUUUCAGGCGGGUGAGGGUUCCAACACCCAUCAUUCAUCAACGUCUUUCUCCUCAGAAAGAGAGAAGAAAGAAACUAUCACAACGGGAUCGAUCAAGAAUGGACGCGAAGAACUUCGCUCCAGGCUCACAAAUGAGCCUGUAGAGCGUCAAGACAUCAACGAAGCCCAAACAAAUGAUGGAGGGUGCGGGGAGGGUGCAGAAGUAGGGCAUGGCCAAACAAUUGGGAGGGACGAGAUCGCGUCUCGAAAGAGGCGACGCGAGGACACGGACUCGGAGAUCGAGUCCGCUGGAGGCCCCCGGCAGCCCAGAAAACCCAAGGUGCAGGAGUCCCGGGAGUCAGUGCCAGGAAACAUUAACACAGAGGUACAGGGCUCCCGGGGGAAGCCCAGAAACUUGAACCCGAGGGCGCCAGCAAUGAUGAGGUCGUACGCACACGCCUUGACCCCGCUGACGACGCCUGAGGCAAAGGAAGGGGGGUUCAUUGCACUCGUCACUGCAGGGACAAAGGAAGCUAGCACAGUGUUUGGUGGUGACCAAACGCCCGUCGACAUGGACAGCAUGACAAUGGUGUAA
This is a messenger RNA of Psilocybe cubensis, 1449 nucleotides long. RefSeq lists its product as uncharacterized. Lineage: Eukaryota; Fungi; Basidiomycota; Agaricomycetes; Agaricales; Agrocybaceae. Bases 1 to 1449 code for a protein of 482 amino acids. The record is from RefSeq and is a predicted model, not a curated record. The transcript is spliced from 7 exons.